AUGCCUAGUGAGCAUAACUCUCAGCGACAGCGAAAAACUAAGGCCAAAGUCCCGAAGCCACCGCAAGGUUCUGGCCUCAAUCCAUCGGGCGAACCAGCAACUGACCAACUCUAUAUCCCCACUGAACAGCCACAGAUGUCCUCUUUCGACUUCGAUGCCCAUGCGGCCCCUGGAGGUUGGCAGGGCAGUAACAACGAUAGCGCACUUCCCACCCCAAUGCCAAGUAGCAGCUCCCUGCAUAGCUGGAGCAUGCAGGGCGCCAACACCGAUAGUCGCUUAUCUUACGGCCAUUCCUACGACACUUUGUCUUUGGAGCACGCCGGCACCGACUUCGAUGACGAUCACCCCCCUUACAACUCCAACCCUCAAUUUUAUGACACUGCGUCCAUGGAAGCACCCUCCCAGGGCGCUUCCUUCAACUACCUAUCUCACGGCUCCUACCACAAUCAGACGGCGGGCCCCUCUUACAAUACUGCGUCCAUGGAAGCGCCCUCCCAGGGCGCUUACCCACCUCAAGGAUCCUCUCAAGGCACUGCCGCCGGCACAAGUGCAACUGAUGCGACGCCCAUACAACAAGGCGACAUUCCACGCACGGAUGUGAUGCAUGUAAACGGUGGGCCCGGCAAGGGAGCCAAAGCGGCGAGGCCAACAAUGAGCUAUGCCACCUACACCACGCUUGAUCCCCUACCCAGCCACGCGCCCACAAGGCGCUUCCGAAUCCGCUCCCACAGCCUCAGCCUCAGUCUCAGCCUCAGCCUCAGCCUCAGCCUCCACCUCGCAACCUAUGUCCUCAAUACCAUGAAAACGGCAACGCGGCUGGUCACGCGCGAGCUAUUCAAGGAGCAAGCGAUGGCGAUCAACAAAGCCGCCAAGAAGAUAAUGCUGAAUCGAGUCAUCCGGGACUCCGUCCCACGUUGUUUUGGACCUAAUGCGACAUUUCAGGAAUUCAUUACUAACAAACAUCGCAAAGAAGUCGCGAAUGCGCUGUCGUCCACGCGCGGGAAGCUCGUCGAAUUCGCGCGGGACGGCGUCUUCCACGCGUACAGACUUUUCCCUCCGCGGUACAGUAACACGCCUGCUGUCGUCUUUCGCAAACGCAUGAUCGAAAAGAUCACGCAUGAUGCGGACGGACUCGUUUUCAUGCAUAUCUACACUUUUGACCAACCUAACCCCUCUUUUUUUUCAGAAUGGACGCGUCAAAAUCAAGGCGAAGUUUCAAACUUCUUCAUCAUGGCCAACGUGAUCCGCUUCACUUGGUCUCACUUACGCCAUGAGUUUCUCGGCGAGACGGAAGAAGAACAGCUCAAACGUUUGAAGGUGAUCUGGGCGCUCGCCGGCGCAGCGACGUUCUGCGGCCUAGAUGAGCAGCUUGAGGAUGAGUUGAAGGUUGAGUCUUUCGGGGAGAUGGUCGUCAAUCAUAAAUUCCUUUCUAUUCUAGCCGCCAUCAACAACCUCACUGGGGACGAGCAAGUAGAAUUCGACGACUUUUUACGGUACGUGUUGGUAGUUGGACCCUCACAAGCGCGCUCGUAA
Suillus fuscotomentosus is the source of this 1533-nucleotide messenger RNA. RefSeq lists its product as uncharacterized. NCBI's taxonomy places the organism in Eukaryota, Fungi, Basidiomycota, Agaricomycetes, Boletales, Suillaceae. The transcript is spliced from 6 exons. Bases 1 to 1533 code for a protein of 510 amino acids. The record is from RefSeq and is a predicted model, not a curated record.